This is a messenger RNA of Parasteatoda tepidariorum (common house spider), 1590 nucleotides long. RefSeq lists its product as uncharacterized. The record is from RefSeq and is a predicted model, not a curated record. NCBI's taxonomy places the organism in Eukaryota, Metazoa, Arthropoda, Arachnida, Araneae, Theridiidae.
UUCCUUUCAUCAAAUCAAAUAGAUAUUCACAAGUACAUAAAAUACAAACAGCAAUCUUGUUAAAUAUAUGUGCAUAAUAACAAAUUGAGAGACAAUAGCAAUAUAAACAUUCAUCUUAUGCAGCUUUCUGAUUUUUAUCGCCCUAUAAUUUACAUUUGUGGGUCAAUAUCUGGUAGUUGUCUUCUUGUUAUGCUAAUAGUAUAUACGCGUGAUUGGAUCACAGGCAAAGGCUUUUUUGAAAAUGGAAAAAAGGAAAAUGUUAUUAACGUUAGCACUAAAACUCAAGACGCAUUAUUUAGUGAAGAAGAGUUUGAACAAUCCAUAGAAGAGACUGAGCAAACUAAAGAAGAAUCUGAAGUAGAAACGGAUACUCCAGAAAAAAAGUUUCUGAAAAGGUACAGAGACAGAGGAAAUCAAACUGACAGUUCUUUUCAAAACAAAUAUAAACAUCUGAUUAAAUCUAAAGAUAAGAAAAAGAAAGUGGAUAUUAUUUUUCAGCGGGAGCGUAACAAGUUAAACAAGUCCAAUAACAAAAAGAAUGAAGACACGCAAAGGUUUUGUCAUGAUGAACGUAAAAUAAUAGUUUCGGCUGCAAAUAUUCCAAAAAUAGUUUCACUAUCAUGUUUUAACUCCAGUCUAGGAUAUCAUCCUGCAAAAUUGGAAGAAAGAGCCUAUCGAAUUUCUCGAUGGAUCAAAGGUACCGUUUCUGAGUCCACUUUGGGUUCGUCUACAUGGAAUCCACAUUGUGGCAUAGACAUGCAUGCCAAAUCACACGUAGAUACAAAUGAGCGUGACAUUCAUUGGAUAAAAGACACUGAUGCAAAGCCUAAUGUCGAUGCAAAUAAGCGGGCACCUUUCCUGACCACUGAUGCUACGUCUAAUAAUGAUGCAAAUAAACGGAUUCCUCAUUGGAUCGAAGACACUGAUACCAAGCUUAAGACCAAUGUGUACGAACAAACGUCUCAUCAUAACAAAUACACUGAUACCACGUACGCCAACGAUGCAAAUAAGCGUAUAGUUCACUGGAUAGAAGAAACUAAUUCUAAGUUUAAGAAUGAUGGAAUUAACCAGAUCUCUAACUGGGUUAAGGAUGUUGAUCCUAAGUUUAAUUCUGAUUUGAACAAGCAGAAUUCAUCUGCAAGAAGCGGCCGUUCAGAAUCCCUAAUAGCUAGGUUAGAUGACGCUAUACAUUUUUUAACCAUUCUCAAAUCAUCCACCGCUCACGAUGAUAUGAAUCAAUUGGAGGGAAUAUUUGUGAUGAAAAAUCCUGAGAAUGACAACAAUUGCUGCAAGGUUCAUGACAAAGACAUGGAAAAAAGAAUAGACGAUAGCAGUGAUGAAGCAGUAAAUGUUCGUUAUUUGGAAAAGAUUUGCAAGACGCCUAAACCAAAUGACCUUGCCUCCCCCAAAAGCGUUAAAAUAAGGAAAAAAGUAAAAACCUAUUUGAAAGGCUUGCAUGAGUAUCGCCAUAUUGAUGAUAACGUAUUUCAUAAAAACUCUCGAUUAAUGGAUGAUUUAGUUCAAUACUGGAAAGAUCGGGAAAAUAGCAGUGGUAAUAGUCAUCAUAAAACAAGUAUUGAUGGCUCUUAA